Pocillopora meandrina is the source of this 4738-nucleotide messenger RNA. Lineage: Eukaryota; Metazoa; Cnidaria; Anthozoa; Scleractinia; Pocilloporidae. The record is from the annotation of a GenBank genome assembly.
GCACUGAAUGGUCUCUUAUUAUCUUGCAGAGUUGCCGCUCUCAGUGAGAGAAGAGUAAAGCAAAAUCAGUCAAAAGUGGAGGACACGCUUAGUGAGAACAGACAGUCAAAGGUGGAAGAGGAUUUCGCUAAUUUCUUCGACGAAACGAGAAUGGAUGCAUUGGAAAAAAUGCAGACAUCGUGCUCAUUUAAAGAGCAGCUGGAGGUCGACGUUUAUUGCGCCAGACUUCUUUGUCUUGUUUUUGAGGUAUGUCUUGCGUUUACGGUUAAGUUAACACUCAUGAAAUGUAGAUGUUUCGUUCACAGUAUCAAUAAUUAAUUCUGAAGUCGUUUCAAAACUUUUGAGCUAACCUUUUUAAUAAGGCGAUGGGCAUGAUCUUCUUAUAAAAAAACAUACGUCAAUGCUACAUUUUUCAAGUAGGAAGGGUCGUUCAUUGUUUGUAGCAUUAUGACCAUGUAUGUCCUACUAAUUCUCAUUUCGCAUAUUCUGAUUGCAAUAUAAAUUAUAUAAAACUUCUCUAUAUUCUCUCUCUCGGGGUUUUUGCUUCAGUUUUCCAUCCUUUAAGUGGAACGACUAAUGAAAACCAUUCUGAUUUUACAAUAAAUGGUUUUAACCAGUGGGUUCAAUGUUUUCGUGUAAUCUGAUCGUGCGGCUGGGGGUAGUCCUGAGAAGGAUCGUAGUCGGUUGUGGUGACUGACCUUCGACAAACUGAGUAGAUGGUCACCAUCAGAGUCAAGUGAAGAGUUGCUGUCAGUCGACUGUUUUAGUUUCAGUCCGUGCAUAAUGUUUAGUCAGUUUAGCUGCGAUUAUAUUAACUAUAGGACUCAUUUGGUGCAUAUAAAUCGGUCGUGAUUCGUUUCGAUCCGUCGGCAGAAUGACUGCAGUCGUUCUGUUCGGUUCCGUGGCGGUGCAAAUGCCUUGAAUAAAUGCCAGUAGUUGUUGACAUCUAUUGAAGGUAGUCCACUUUAAAUAAGUGAACUAGCUUUACAGAGUCAGUCGUUGGGAAUAGUUAGAGCUGUCUUUUGUGUAAUUGAUCGUUUUAUGGGUGACAUGGAUAUUGAAGGGUUAUAGCAUGCGCGAGAUGGUUUCAGGUAUGCAUUCAUUUAUGGUGUAGUCAUUGUGUGGUCUAAGGUGUUGUCGCUGCUAAGUGUGUCGCCGAAUCUAAUUGUUGCUCUUUUAGGGAAAAACAUGGUCAAAGUUUUGGUUUUCUUCGGAUAGGGUGCCUGUCGAGUGCCCUUUCUUUUUAAAGCCCAGAGUGCAUAAUAGUAACGACUCUGUGUGAGGCCGGGUUGUAAGAUGACUUGUCUGUUAAUUUUUUGUAUUCUGCUCGUCUAGAUGUCGGUGGAAUGAGUAGAUUUCGUCGUGGUGUACGGUGGUAAAUGUAUUACUAUAGGAUUUUGUUACGCUUUAGAGACGUACAUUAUGUAUAAUUUUAGUACAGUUAUUGCCAUUAUCAUAUUAUUGUUUUUUUUUAGGCUGCCUACGAAAAAGUGGAAGAGGCAAGAGAGGCAAUUUUUGAGUUGGGGAAAGAAGUAACGAGAGGUUUUAUUCAAUCAGCCCCAAGAGCGAUCAACUUGAUUACCCUCUGUAAAAGGGUAGGACAAAAUAAACUCUUGGAGCAAUUAAUCUCCGACGAGGAUAGAUGAAAAGCGGUGGUUAAGAUUAAUAUAAAUAGAACAGUUGUAAAGAUUUGAGACUCGUCCUUUUUCCUAACGAUAUUGAGUAAGGACGCCGACAUUGUAUUUAAACCAUAUCAUCCUUCUUGGUCCUCCCCCUCACGAGCGGAUCAAUUGUAGAUGUAGAUGUUAAGAUAAAGCGUCAUUUUGAAGAAAAGUUAGACCCCACUAGACACGAUGAACACGAAUCUCUCUUGACGAAAGAAGAGGCGUCAAACCUUAUGGUAAGGAAACGUGAUUUUGAUCGUUAAGUGAAAAUAAAUCGGCUCGGUCUUAGUGUACUUUAAAGGAAGGACUUGCCUUUCAAAUGAAAACUUAGAUUCCAGCAGCAUCAACAAAGUGUAGGCUUUCAUUUAGGCCGGCAAGUUGUCUACAUAGGGAAUAUAUAAAUUAAAUUUGAAUUCACUUGGAUGGAUAGAUUAAAGAUUCGGAUUUUGUUAAUUCUUAUUCAGCCGUAUCCGUUUAAUCGUAGUUUCAGCCCUCCAUAGAUAUUAUGACUAGUGCAUUUUAAAUGUUAUUUUUGUAAUAUCGUGUAGCAUCGUCUGUUGUCUUUACCAACAGAGGGGCAUUUCUGAAACAUCGGUUGCCUAUCCAGUCUGUUUAGUGCGUCAAGAAUCACAGUAUCCGGUUGAAGCUGUUGAUGCCCUAAUGAUGAUCUUGAAAGAAACGGCACCCAAUUGCAACCUUGAUUGUUUAGUGGAGGUAUGUUGUCCUGGAUACUCUAUCUUGAUUCAAAAAAAGUCACAAGAAAGUGCCCUACAAGAGGUAUUUGGGAAAAAAAACGGUCUGGAUUUUUUUUACUAUGAUUCUAUAAUAGUUCGUAAUUGAUUUGACUCAGCCUCUCAGUACGUAUCUUGGUCGUUCAUAUAAUUUUUGGAGGUUUCAUGGUUAAAAGCAGUAAAUCUUCGGGGUGAGGAUGAACAGUGUGGUGGAUCUCGAUUUGCAUAUUUCGUUUACAUCACGCAUUGCACCGCAUAAAAGAAGUAAAUUUGUCAUAUUUCCCAAAACACUGAAAACUAAGAGUCUUCAUGAAACAGACAAAAAGAGAUGUCACUUUGUGACAAAUUUAUCAGAAGGCCCAAGCCAAAGAAAUCGAAGGCUGGAGAUUUUGAUGAAGUAAAAAAGUCUGACUUUACAAAUUGCUUUUCUUGAUGAAUUUUUUGGACUUCGUUUAACCCGCGAAUUUCAAAAGCCUCUUUGUCGAGGGACUCGAGAAGGGAGUUCAAUAUUUCCUUUUAUCAAAUAAACUGCGGUGUUAUACAGGGAUUUCCGGCCCUUAGAAAAGCCGUAACAAUACACGUGAAAAAAUACGAUAUUUUUUCACGUUUGUUGAUAUAGCCAAUCAGCUGCUGACACGUCACUCGCCUUUCGCACCACUCGAUCAGGUUGAUGAAUGAACAACAAAGCCUUCACGAUUCUCAAUAUAAGUAAUUUCUUGGAACUUCUCGAGUUAUGGCGGCGAAAACACUAAAAAAAUCUGUAUCGCUGACAGACAAUGAGGUUCAAACUUUCCUAGAAGGGGAAGAAAACCAAUAUACAAGAGAAAACCGAAAGUUACGAAUUCAGUGGCGUUGGUGUCGGCAUUUCUCUCGGCUGAGAAUGAAACGCUGGCCGAUUUUGGCCGUUUACCUGAAAGACAUCUUCUGUCGGUAAGGACAAAGUUAAUAAAUGAGAAGUAUGUAAAUUGAAAAUUACGGCCAUCCAAUCCAACUUUAAAAUAGAUUUUCUCGGGAACAACAGGAAUAUCGAAAAAGCCUCACACCGUUUUUAGCCUAUUAUCUGCUGAGUGAUACAAUCCAGUGGUUACGCAAAGGCUUUUCCCGGAUGACACCCUUUUUUUGUUGACGGUGACCGUAGUCUUUAUUCAGAUUUCUAACGAGUUGUGCUAAUUGUUAUGCUUCUGGAUCAUUCACGAUCGAAUCUGAUGGUUUUUUUUUCUGAUGAUAAGUUUUCAAAGGCGUCACGAAGAAACCGAGUUGUAGAUCAGUUUUUGUGGAUCAAACGCACACGGGAAAUAAAUAAAUUGAAAAAAAUAACUCAGUGACUUAGAGUUAAUUACUUUACUGACUUCAUACUAAUUUGAAAUUUACUUAGAAACCUAGAAUUGUUUUUUUUCAAACUUUUUAGAGGCAUUUUUUCAAUCAUUAUCUUCCGAUCAAAAACAGUACCUAGGUACGAGACGGUUAAGCAAUAAAUCUUUGCAAUCUUAUUUUCAACCCAAGCCAAUAUAUCGUACUUUCCUGCCCUUUUCCCUCUCGAGCUCCAUUUUGUCUCGUGCAUCUUUCUCCAUGGAGAAAGGGGAGGAAGGAUGGAUGUCGAUGUCAGGUCUGAAAAGAAUUGUUAACCAUAUUAGUAUCGGUAAUAACAUGAUUUCGAGUGCGAUGUUUUGGUGAUCAUUUGCAUGGAAAAAGCAUCUUAGAAAGUCAAGACAGACGAAAUUUUGACAACGCGCGCGCUAUUUGUAAUUUGCACUCUUGUUACAACUUUGCACUCGUGUAAAAUAAAAAAUGCACUCGUUUUCAGCCAAUCAAAAGUGCGUCAUCUUUACGUAUACAUCAUUGUCGACUUUCUUAAUUUUUGACCAUAUGUAUCGUUUCUUCAUGAGCGUUUAUUUUGUAAUAUUAUUUCAAAGAUAACUUGCGAACGUAUGUACCCCUAACUUUUCAAAUAAUCAGUACUAAAACUUUUAGGGUGUUAUUCAAGUCGUUAAGGAGAAGUAGGACAGGUGGAAAGAAAAGGAGAAAUUGGUGAGAAACAGUCUAUUUUCAUACUUAGUGAGUCAGCUCCUAGAGUACAUAGAAGCAAGUAUCCGGCUGACUUGGAGAAUGGUUAUCCAGACACCACCAUUAAAGUUAGAGUAUCAUUCCUCACACCUAGAACGGUACCAUAAGAAUAUGGGUUAUCAUAUGAGUCCUGAGGUACGUACGUUGGUGAAAGAAGCCCCUGACCAACAUCAGGAAGAGGAGAUAGCAUGCUAUCUUUGGCCAGGACUGUUUGAUGGGGAAGGAAGAUGUAUUCGAAAAGGAGAAGUCUUGUGUAAGAUUAAAGGGAAUACUAAGUAA